AUCAGAUCUUAAUUCUUUAAUCCCACCACGUGACAAAUUCAACUCAACGAACACACUUGUCACACAGGCCACGACUGCGACAAACACACAUAACCAGUCGUCCUACAUCUACGAACGCAACCCUCAGCCGGCCGCGAGACAGCGUCGCCAUAAUGCCUUCAUCAAAUGCGUGGCUCGAUUACCCCGUCUUUGAGCAUGCUUGGUCUAAGCAAGAACUGGCAACGGAACAAGACACAGCCAAUCUUCGGGCAAACGAUAGCGCCAUGACAAUGGAGUCAGAAAAAUAUUUCAACUGCCCUCUAUCACGACAGCGAGACACACCACCCGAAUCACCAAAGUAUAUCGAGAUGCAAUCGUCGCCCAUGUCAUCACCAAUAAGUGUGUAUUCCUCUACGCCCAUGGUCCACCAACAGUCUCUCGAUUCUGAGCUCCGCAUACUCAACGCUGAGCUCGCAAAGUGCCAAAUGACGCGAGAUGCCUUGGCCCGACGCGAAGCAGCUCUUCUUGAAAUGAAGGCAGAGGUAGAAGAGGAGAUGAAGCUAAAGGCUGAUACCGAGGCAGAGGAGAGGCAAAGACAGGAAGAGGAGGAAGAGGAGAGCGAUGUUGACGAGGUGCUGUUCAUGCGAAACGUCCAAAAAAGGGUAGAAGACGGACUGAAGAACUAUGGUACCCGGACGAGUGAUACGAUGAGGGGAAGACAUGACACGCGAGACCAGGAUCAAGAGAAAGAAAAGGCGACAAAACCUGUGCCCAUCAGCGCCCCAGAACGGAGAAGGCUAGCACGCCUGGCCUUACUCAAACGAGAUCCCCGUCUUGCUAACUAAGCUGGGAAGAAUCUGUCGUGUAGUCGCUACCAUGUUCUUGUGAAUUUCUUAGCACAUGAAAUAUGUUUGUUACGCUCGUCCAACACCUGCAGGUAAUUUCGAGGUGGUGGUUUAUGAUUGGACUCCACUGCUUUCAGUACAAUAUCGGCAUUGAAGUUGUAAUUCAUCAGCGAAUACACACCCAUCACCAACUCCA
Molecule: messenger RNA, 1020 nt
Organism: Pyrenophora tritici-repentis Pt-1C-BFP
Lineage: Eukaryota; Fungi; Ascomycota; Dothideomycetes; Pleosporales; Pleosporaceae
Source: RefSeq, a predicted model, not a curated record